AUGUGGCGCCAGCGCCACCCGCGGAGGGUGGACUCGCCGCCACGUGGCAAUCCCGAUGGGGACGUCAAGGACCACCUGCGCGCCACGUCACCUGCGGGCGAAUCGCAAGCGGCAGCCGCGGGAGUUUACAAACGCCCAGCCUUCUUCUUGCCUCGUAUGGCGGUCGCGCUCGUUGUAGUCGUCCUCGUUUGCGUCGCACUGAGCGCCCAUUCCGCGUUCUUGUGGCCAUUCAUCCAGCACAUCUGUCACCGCCUCUCCGCGCCACCAGGUCCGCACAGAUCAGCUCUCGCCGCCGCGAUGGACGGCGGAGAUGGAUUUGGCCACCAAUCGCCCGCCGCAGAUGCUCUCGAUUCGAGUCCAUUCGCCAUGCACGCUGACAGCAGCAGCGGCAGCACCACCGACCGGCACGACCGACGAAGCCGCUGGAGCAGCCGCGACGCGGAGGAUCGCUCCGCGCGCGACGCGUCUCGCAUGCACGUGCGGCUCAUCGUGCUCACGUUCGACCGCACGGCGAGCCUGUCCCGCUGCUUGCAAUCAUUGCGGGCGGCGGACUACGGCGGCGAUGACGUGUCACUGGACAUUCACGUGGACCACCCGUUCGCGGGCGUGCAGCUGAACGACCCGCUACAGCUCACAGACCGCUUGGACCGCCGCGCGUGGGGCGCAGGCGAGCAGGCGGACGACCCGGUGCAGGCUGAAUCCGCGGUGGAGAGGGGUCUGGGGGGAGGCGGAGCGCGGAACCGAGGGCUCGAGGCGAGUCCGCAGCUGCCUGGCGGCGCGAAGCGCGGAUUCGCGGGUGUCGGCGCGGUGGGGCUGGGGCGCAGCGCCUUUGGCGUGGAGGAGGCGGGGGACCUGUCCAACUGGCGCCACCGGGGGCGACUGUGGGCGCAGAGGGCGCGGGGGCAGGCGCAGGGGCGGCGGCGGCUGGGGGAGGUGCGGUCUGUGGUUGGAGCGGUGCAGAGGCGUGGCGCGGGGGAGGUGGCAUCUAAGCGGCGCAAGUUCCGAUCCGUGCUGGCAGUGGCGGACUCGUUUGCAUGGCAGCACGGCCGCAAGCAGGUGCACGUGCGCAGCAUGAACGGCGGCGUGCAGGCACAGUGGAUGGAGGCGUGGUGGCCCAGCGACAGCAACGAGUUUGCGUUCGUGUUGGAGGACGACGUGGCCGUGUCGUCGCUCUUCUACUCCUACCUCAAGCGCAUGCUGCACCGCUACUACUACAACAAUACCGAGUAUGACUCUAACGUGUACGGCAUCUCCCUGCAGCGCCAGCGCCUCGUGCCCGGCCAGCCGGCCCCGGCCAUAGCGCAUACGGGGCGACCGUUCCUGUAUGCGCUGGUGGGCACAUGGGGGCAGCUGCUCCUGCCGGCGCCGUGGCGGGCGUUCCGCGUGUGGUACGACGCGCGGCGGUACACGCCGGGGAGGGAGCCGGUCAUCCGAGGGCUCAAGACCACGGGCUUCUGGAAGGGACGGCCUUGCUUGCACUGCACUACCUUUUGUGGGCCUGCCUUGCCACUCCCCCUCCCCUCUCCCCCUCCCCUCUCCCACUCCCCUCUCCCCCUCCCCUCUCCCCCUCCCCCUCCCCUCUCCCCCUCCCCUCUCCCCCUCCCCCUCCCCUCUCCCCCUCCCCUCUCCCCCUCCCCGCGGGCCCCUCCUUGCUCACAUCUGCACCAUGCGCUCGCCCCUGUACUGGCUGUGGCUGUGACACGCCUCGUCUCCCCUCCUCCUCCUCCCCCCCCACGGCAGGGCAACGGCAUCUGGACGCCGUGGAUCGUCAAAUGGGCGCACGCCACGGCCGCGCUCAACCUCUACGCGUCGCUGCCUGCAGGGCUGGCGCUGAGUGUGAGCCACCGCGAGCGGGGGGAGAGCUUCAAGCAGUCUAAAGGCGCUGAUGCCACCCUGCUCAUGCCGCAGCACCUCACUGCUUCAGCAAAUAUCGGUGCAGUGGAGCCGGUGAAUGCAGCAGAACACCUGAAUGCAACAGAGCACAUGAUGGAGCACCUGAGCGCAGCAGAGCAGGUGGGAGCAGCGGAGCAGGUGGGAGCAGCGGAGCAGGUGGGAGCAGCGGAGCAGGUGGGAGCAGCGGAGCAGGGCCCGUGGUGGUGGGCACAGCUGCCCCCAUUAGCAUCACUGCCUCGCUUUGACUUCUGCCUGCGCCCGCUGCCCUGGGUGGGGCGAGGGGGUACCGCGUGGGCGUGGCAGGGGGGGAGCAGAGGGGAGCAGGGGGGGAGGCAGGGCGCUGGAGAGCACGGGGGUGAAGGGCAGCGCGGUGGGGGGGGAAGGGAGGCGGAGGCAGCCGGUGAUGACGACGCGGCUUUAGGGGGAGCAGAGGAGGGUGGUGCAGGAGUUGAUGAUGCGUCAGAAGGAGGCGAUGCUGAGUCAGCAGGUGCAGCGGGAGUGGCGGAUGCCACGUAUGCAUCCAUGGUGACGCGCGAUGAGGAGCUGUUGCGAGCGGUGCAGAGUGCGAGAGGGGUGACCUCCUUCACACUGCUCCUCCUGCCCGACCACCAGCCGUCCGCUGCAUCCCACCACCACCACCACCACCACCAUGCCCACGCACACUCCUGGGCGUCCGCCCUGCUGCGCGCCACAGACACCCCCGCCCCGCCCGCAUGGCAGCAGCUGGCGCGCAACUGGGCGUGCCACAUGGACGGGCUGGGCCUCUCCCACUAUGCCGUGCUCACCUCCUGCCCCGCCCUCGCCCUGCACCUCGCCACGCGCGGCCACCUCGUCUCUCUCCUCCCCUCCUCGCCCUCCCCGUCUUCCUCCGACCCCCCCUCUCCCCCUCCGGCCCCCAUCAUCCCAUCCCCUGCACACGUCCGCACGGCCGUGCUGCUGUCAGCCCGUCUGCGCGUGCCGGUGCUGCUGGCCUCCCCCGCCGUCACGUGGCGCGGCGACCCCUUCCUCUGCCUCGCGCCCCGCCUGCUGCACCCGCCCCACAGCCAUGGGCAGCAGGGGGAGCAGCAGGGGCAGUGGCAGUGGGGUGGGUCUAGCCCGCAUGAGCAGGGGGCGACGGGCGAAGAGCAGGCCACGGGCCAGCAGCAAGAGACAGAGGGACAGGCGUGGCAGCGGGCGGGUGUGGCUGUGGGGGUGGGCGACUCGCCUCUGUCAGACGUCUUCCUGCUGCCGCCCUCCCCCGCUGCCCACUCAGCCCUGCACUCCCUGCUCGCCCACCUGCUCUGGGACACCCCCACCAACAGCAGUGACAGUGGAUUCAGCGCAGGCGAGAGCAGUGGGCAGGAGGAAUCAAGGUCAUGGGAGGCGCUGCGAGCAGCAUGGCUGGACCAAGGCAGCAGUGCCGCCCGGUGGGCUGCACUGGAGGAAGCAACGAGGAAGCUUCGUGUGGGUGUGACUGUAUGGAGGGUGGGGCUGCCGUGCUACAUGGCGCCCUCGGAGGUGAACUCCUCGUUUGAGUCACAGGGGGUGCAGCAGGGGGCGUGGAUGGUGGCAGGAGGGAAGGGGUUAACGGCAGAGGAGGCGGUGGUGGGGAUGAAGGGGGCGGGGUUGUGGGAGCUAGAUUCGGUGGAUUAUGUGUGUAAGAGUGUAGUGUGCCUCCGGUCAAAUAAUCUUGUACCAGCUUAA
Messenger RNA from Closterium sp. Naga37s-1, 3576 nucleotides. Lineage: Eukaryota; Viridiplantae; Streptophyta; Zygnematophyceae; Desmidiales; Closteriaceae. The record is from the annotation of a GenBank genome assembly.